AGUUCCACCUGGCAGCACACAGCGUUCAGAAGACAAGUUCUAAAAAUUGAUCUCCUGUUAAAGAAAUGUUUGCGACUCACCAGGAUCAGCAGCCAUGAGGGCAUCCAUCAGAGGACCCAUAGGAAGCCUGCUUCCCGUCCUGCUCGGUGUGUUCCUGUUCCAUCCUGAAGGGGGCGUGGCUCUGGAGCUGUUGCCUUCUUCCUCCGAAGUUCUGCUACAUUCAGAGUCUAACUUCACCGUGGUGUGUUCAGGGUGGAGUUCAGUGAAGUGGCGCUUACCUCAGGCCUCUGAUGGGGGUCAUGGGGUUCUAGUGGAGGAUGCAGGCACCAGCAGCACCCUGAGGUUCAUUAACGCCACCUGGAGGAACUCUGGCAGAUAUACGUGUGAGGAACCGUCAGCUGAUCAGAGCAGAGCUGUGGACGUCUUCAUAUCUGGUCAAGGCCCAGAACAAUGGUUUGUGCCCCAGAGUUCCCUCCACGUUUACAAGUACACCGAUGAGGGUACUGUCCCCUGCGUGGUCUCCAACCCAAAGCUCAAUGUCUCUCUGUACGAACGACCUGACAAAACCAAAGUCGACAAGGUGAAAUACGAGCCGGCUCUGGGCUUCACGGGUCCUUUGAAUGAUGCAGGACAUGUGUGUGUGGCCAGGAACGGAGACGAGGAGAAAGAGUCCCAGGUGUUCUAUGUCUUCACUGUUUUUGAUUCUAAGAAGAUGGAGGUGGAGCUCUCUGUGUCCAGCCAGGUCCUAAAGCAGGGAGAGGAUCUGACGGUAAACUGCACAGUCAGAGACGUGGAUAUGGUGUUCUUCUCCUGGAACUUCCCUCGCAGAUCGGAAAUAGAGCCUCUCACAGACUUCCUGCCCAAUGAAAUUCGCUCAUUUGUUAACAUCUCCAUGGCAACAGUGUCAGACUCAGGUGUGUAUGUUUGUAAGGCUCAGGACUCACAACUGAGAUGGACUGUGAGAAAAAACAUCUCCAUAACUGUUCUUGACCGAGGCUAUGUACACCUGCGCCCCUCAGGGAACACCAACAUCUCCUCUCCUGUCCACUACACCGUUGAGCUGAAGGUUCUGGUUGAUGGCCAUCCUGCCCCAAACCUCACCUGGUCCAGACUUAACUACACUAUCAGCCCAGCAAGCAUUAACUCCACUCACUUGAAGGGCCACAGAUAUGUGAGCACCCUGACCCUGCAUCAGGUGCAGUUGGAACACACAGGAACCUACAAGGUGACGGCAGUCAACGAGGAUGACACCAAGGAGGUCACAUUCUACUUAGAGGUCACAGCCCCCCCAAGGAUCGUGUCUCUGGUAGAAGUGGACAAGAGCGCCAUCCUAUGUGUCAGUGAAGGAGUCCCCUGCCCAUCCGUUACCUGGUACACCUGUCCAGCCUCCAUCAGGUGCAGUAAUCUGAGUGAUGGCUGGAUGAGCCAAUCAGGGGAACAAAACACCACCACAGUGACAGAAGGAGGAGUUGCCAGGGUACGAAGUGUUCUGACCCUGAAAACUCUGAGCUCAGUGUCGGCUGUUCGCUGUGAAGCGACCAACACCGCAGGAGGGCGGGUCCGCGACCUGCGGGUCCUCAGAGCCUCUCUCCUUUCCCAACUCAUUGUUCUGGUUGCAGUUCUGGUUCUGGUGAUUUUGGGUGUCAUCUUCUUCAUCAUCCUCAUUGCUCUCUGGAGAAAUAAACCUCACUAUGAACCUCGCUGGAAGCUCAUCGAGUCCCCAAGUUCUGAAGGACACCAGUGGACCUACGUGGACCCUGAAGACUUGCCUUUAAGCUCAACCUGGGAAAUACCCAGGGACCAUGUGGUACUAGGUCAGGUCCUGGGCUCGGGUCCAUUUGGACGUAUUGUUGAGGCAACAGUUUCUGGUCUGACUGACUCUGACACACGAACAAAAGCUGCAGUGAAGAUGAUGAAAUACAAAAGGGAUGGAGUUCAGUCCCUGAUGUCCGAAUUAAAGGUUUUGGGUUAUGUUGGUCCUCAUCUGAACAUUGUCAACCUGCUGGGAGCCUGCACCUCACAAGGUCCGGUUUACCUCAUCACUGAGUUCUGUCCUCACGGAGACCUGCUAGGCUACCUGCAUCGGAACAAAGCCACAUUUGGUCAGAUGGAUGCGCCCAGAAGGAGUAACAGUGAUGGAGGCUACAUGGACAUGAACAAAGACGAGAGGGGGCGUUAUGUCCCUCUGAAAGAGCUCAGAGAUGCUGUGCAUGAACCAGCCCCCCCAGGAGUCUACCAGGAGGUGACAUCGCUCCUACUCAGUGACUCCCCCAUUCUCACUCUGCAAGACCUGCUCAGCUUCUCCUUCCAGGUCGCUCAGGCCAUGGACUUCCUGUCCUCCAGGAAGUGUGUCAACAGAGACCUGGCUGCCAGAAAUGUCCUGGUCUGUAAUGGGAAGCUGGUGAAGGUCUGUGACUUUGGGCUGGCCAGAGACCUUCAGAAGGAUCAAGACUACAUCAUCAGGGGGAAUAGCUUCCUGGCGCUGAAGUGGAUGUCUCCAGAGACCAUCUUCCAGAACAUCUACAGCUCUGAGAGCGAUGUCUGGUCCUAUGGAGUCUUACUGUGGGAGAUCUUCUCUCUGGGUCGCAGUCCGUACCCUGAACUCCGAACAACCCGACAGUUUGGUUCUGCUCUGAAGAGAGGACACAGAAUGGACCGACCAGAACAUGCGCCGUCUGUCAUGUAUGAUAUCACACUAACGCUUGUUACAUCACAUAUACAGAGUCACACCAAGAGGGAGGAUCAGUCAGAACCUUUAUUCCAACCUCAACUUUGA
Messenger RNA from Cyprinodon tularosa, 2776 nucleotides. RefSeq names its product platelet-derived growth factor receptor beta-like. The coding region runs from base 95 to 2776 and encodes 893 amino acids. The record is from RefSeq and is a predicted model, not a curated record. Lineage: Eukaryota; Metazoa; Chordata; Actinopteri; Cyprinodontiformes; Cyprinodontidae. The transcript is spliced from 23 exons. Gene Ontology annotation, biological process: positive regulation of kinase activity; multicellular organism development; protein phosphorylation. Gene Ontology annotation, cellular component: signaling receptor complex. Gene Ontology annotation, molecular function: platelet-derived growth factor binding; platelet-derived growth factor beta-receptor activity; ATP binding.